This is a messenger RNA of Leptomonas pyrrhocoris, 1802 nucleotides long. RefSeq lists its product as hypothetical. The transcript has a single exon. The record is from RefSeq and is a predicted model, not a curated record. Bases 123 to 1802 code for a protein of 559 amino acids. Gene Ontology annotation, molecular function: protein binding. Lineage: Eukaryota; Euglenozoa; Kinetoplastea; Trypanosomatida; Trypanosomatidae.
AGCCCACAGUGGAUAUUGUGAGACGGACACCAAUCCAUCGAGAGAACCUUUCUGCCACAACUGGAUUGUGUUGUCGUGUCUCUAGUCCCACCUGUGUGCCUUCACCGGGUUUUGCGCGUCAGAUGCCGUCGUCCGUGUCGUCCGCCUCGCCGCCGCCGCCGUCUGUUGGCCUUCCCAUUGCCGCCUGGAGUGACUCCGCCUCCACCCGACAAAGUAGUAGGCGCGACAAGCGGCAGGAGAAGCUCGGUUUGUGGAGCGCCGUCGCCCUGCAACAGCACUUCACUUUAACUGGAGGACAGCGAGGCCGUCCACUGCCGUCGGCGGCGGUGCAGUCAACAAGAAAUGGGAACGUAUCGCAGGGCCCAUACACGUCGGGCUCGUCUUUGGAGUUGGAUAGCACGAAUGACGGUGCGACCGCACUGACCGACGAUUUGAGGACGCACCUCGGGCCGCCGGGGAGCUUUCCUGGUAAUCCCCACAAACCCACCUUGGCGUUGCGCAUGGGGCUCGUCCCACCGCCCCCGCCCGCACCGUCCGCGGAGGACUGGCAGGUGGUGGUGCAUCGAGCCAUGCUGCGUGAGCAACAAUCGCAGCGGCACGUGACCGAUGCCAGUACGAACCGCAGCGGAGGUGGCGGCAAUGUCGGCUCCUCCGCGUCGCUGUGCGCCAUUUGUCAGAUGAGCUUCCUCUCUACGAAUGGGGAGGGCCAGGUUAUUUUGAGCUGUUCCCACGUCUUCCACGCGCGGUGCUUUCGCGCGUUUGAGUUGUGUGUACGGGCGCAGCAGCGCGCUGACGGGGCGGGCGUCGCAGAGGUCACCGCCCAGCUGGCCUGCCCUGUCUGCCGCACGCAGCACUACUACAAGCGUGUCUUUUACGAGGGCAAAGCCAUGAUGCAGCGGGCCGCGGUCGUGAAGGUGCAGUCCGCCAUUCGUGGGUUUCUGGCGCGACGCGCGUACGUGCGGGUGCGGCUGCGCAGCAACGCGACCUUUCGCACCGACUACGUGAAGGCGCGACUGGCCCGUCUGUCGGCAGCGUGGUCUUCCUUUUGUGCGCAGCAGGAGCGGCAUCGUGAGGCAACACUGAUCGCCUUGGCGGUGCAGCACCAGGCCGCCACCGCCGCCUACCUGACAGAGGAGGAGUGGGCGCAGGUCUGGAGAAAGUUGGUGGAGAAGACGGCCGAUACGCGCGGCGGUGACCGUUGUGCUCGAGACGGGGUGGAGAGGAGUGGGAUGGGGCUACAGUGUCCUAUCUGUCUGGAGCGGAUUCAUGAAACGUACUUCACACAACGUCAACGGGAGGCCGAAAUAGAGGCCGCCGCCGCCGCGGGCGAUGACGAGGUGGCGAUGCUGCGACUGGCGUAUGAGCAGCGGCAGCGCGCCUCACGUGGAGAAAAGCCCGCCUGCUCUGGACAGCGCAAGUCCACGAACGGCGUCAGAAACGAUAAGAAAACCCAUGGUUGUCCUGACAGGCACGCACCAGCACCACCAACGCAACCAAGGGCUGCGAAGCGUCUCAAGGGGAGUUCAAAGACGAAAGCAGAGCCAACACACGCAGCUAUACAGCUGCCACAUCUCACAUCUUCAUCACCCUCUCAUCCAUGCGCUCUCGCGAGUCGACCGCAGAGCGGGGUGCUGCUCAGCUGCGGGCACUGUUUCCACUCCACGUGUAUCGGGUGUUAUGAGCGGUACAACGAGCACCGCAUGACAGACGUGGCAGACAGCAGCGAAGCGGCGGCCUCCGCCGUGGUCAUUGCGGACCGCUGCCCGAUUUGCCGCGCAGGGUACGCAAAGCACCCGCUCUGA